Molecule: messenger RNA, 790 nt
Organism: Tribolium madens (black flour beetle)
Lineage: Eukaryota; Metazoa; Arthropoda; Insecta; Coleoptera; Tenebrionidae
Gene: thoc7
Product: THO complex subunit 7 homolog
Exons: 2
Coding region: 113-763 (216 amino acids)
Biological process (GO): mRNA processing
Cellular component (GO): THO complex part of transcription export complex
Source: RefSeq, a predicted model, not a curated record
CUUUAAACACUUCCUCACAGAGUUUUUAAAGCUGCUGUUGACAGUUUUUCAUAACCUACAACCACUAACAGAUAAACUUUUUCGCGUCCACAGUACAAAUAAAUUCAUCUUAAUGAAACAAAAGGAUAAACGGAGUACGAUGUCAGAUGAGGACAUCAUUAAAAGAAAGUUACUGAUUGAUGGUGAUGGGACCGGCGACGAUCGCAGAUUAAAUGUAAUAGCAAAAACCCUCAGAAAAUGGGCGAAUUCCUCCGAAGAAUCACCUUUAGAAAACCAAGCAACACAUGACAAAUUAUUAGCUCAAUUAAGCUUAUGCGAAUAUUCAGUGAGAAGAUCUCAACUGCUCACAAGAACUACAGCAAGACAGCUUGAAAAUUACAAAAAGAUUUACGAAAAGUUUGAACAGCAAAUCAGUGAAGUGAAAGAUUCAAUAAAACAAAACAAGGAUAAUUUAGUGCAAGCUAAAAUUUGGAAACAGAACCACAUGAUGUAUGAUUUGUUGGCACAAAGUAUUGCAGAACAACCAGCCCGUAAGGAAACAAACGAACGGUUAUCUAAUUUGCAAGCGGAAUUGAAAGAGUUGCAUAAGGAAAAAGAGCUUCUAGAACAGAAAUUGGAUAUGAGGAGAAAGCAAUUCCAUGUGCUGGUUUCUAGUGCAAGUAAACUGCAAGCAAUGUUGGAGGAGUCAAAUGAGUAUUGCAAUAACGACAGUUUACUCGAAGAUGUUGCUGAUAGUACAGGUCCUGAACCCAUGUCUGAGUAAUUUAAUCAAUAAACAGUUGUAUAAUUA